UAACGGCUGCUUCCUCAUCAUUCGGUACGCUCCGAGUUGCGAGUGAAGGACGAUAUAAAUCCCAGUGGCAAGUGCGUCCGCAGCGACGCUGUGCGGUUGUGCAACGGCCAACCGUUCCAUAUAAGACACACCAUCGCCUCUUCCUCCGCAAAACCACUCGCGAUGGUGUCGUAUUGUGGUGAAUAACACGCGCCUUCGGUUACCAUAAUCUAGUCAGCCCGGUGCGCCGUCAGUGAACUCCCGCGCGCAGCGAUCCCGAAGCACGAAGUCGACGGAUUACGAAGUCCCUGAUCGUAUUUACCGAUCGAUCCAUCGAAGACGACCCGUUUCGUUGACCCAUUUCCCCUUCGAAUUAACACGAAGCAUCGACGGGCACAGAAGUUUUUUUCGCGGCAGAUUUCUCGCGAGAGAUCGAUGGAUCGUUUCGUUAGUGUCGCCGCGGGCUUACGCAAUGAUCGCGUGCCGAUCGGAGGAGCCUAAGAAUAGCUUCCGACGGGAAUCGUCAAGGCUGCUCGAGGAUCGGUGAGAGUAAAUUAGAGGGAAAGUGCGGGUACGUCUCUCAACCCUAAGUUCGUGCGUUCGCGGCUUCGAUCGUCGGUGCGUUUUCGCGGAUUUCGCGGUGGAAUUCUAGGUGUGUCCCGUGGGAACAACGUUCGCGAGUUUCUGGAUCGUUACGGUGGUCAGGAUGAUCUAUUAUGACGCGAAGAGAGUGAACGAGAGGGUGGAAUACCCCAGGUUACCUCAAAGUUUGUCGAGCGACUUGUGUCUGACUUGGAAGAAUAUUUCGUACACGACCCAGAAAAGAAUCAAUGGCGGCAGCCUUCGAGCGAUUUUCGGCCUGCAACAGACCGAAUUCAUUCAGUUGCUUAACGGAGUUAGCGGCGUAGUUAGUUCUGGAAUGUUGAUGGCUAUCGUGGGACCAAGCGGUGCGGGGAAAACCACGUUGCUAGCGACCAUCAGCCGACGUGUCAAAGGCAGAGCGACUGGCGAGAUCCUACUAAAUGGGAAUCCAAUAGACACAGGCCAAAUGAUAAGGAUAUCAGGGUUCGUCCCGCAGAUGGACCUGGCGGUCGAGUCUCUGACGGUCCAAGAGCACAUGGAGUUCAUGGCGUGCAUGAAAAUGGACAGGAGGCUUCGAGCCAACGUUCGAAGGGAACGUAUAACCUGCCUGUUGGCGGAAUUCGGCCUGGGGAUAUGCGAGAACUCGAAACUCUCGGCCCUUUCCGGCGGAGAGAAGAAAAGGGUGGCUCUGGCUGUUCAACUGCUCACCGAGCCCAGUAUCCUCUUCUGCGACGAGCCAACCACUAGUUUGGACAGCUACGGCGCCAUGACGGUGGUGAGGACACUUAGGGAGGUUGCUGCCAGAGGAAGGAUAGUAGUUUGCUCCCUGCAUCAGCCUGCUUCCGGUUUGCUGGACAUUUUCCACGAGGUUCUCCUCCUCUCUGGCGGUAGAGUCGCUUUUCAGGGCUCAGCUGCUGAUGCCACCAGCUUCUUCGAUAGCUUAAAUCUGCGUUGUCCUCCAACCUUCAACAGCGCCGAGUUCUACGUCUCUCAAUUGUCCAUCGUCAGGGACAAAGAAGCUGAGAGUUACGCGAAGGUGAACUGGAUCUGCGACGAAUACGAGAAAUCGAAAUACGGUCAGAGGGUCUCCAAGCUGAUCGAGUACUCCUCCACUGCCACGUCGGACUACAGCGAGUUGCCAUUAAUAUUUACAGACGUUCCUAUGGCUCGUAAGGGUUUCAAAAGGGCCAGAGCCUUCACGCAGAUACGGUGGCUCGUCUGGCGAGCCUACGUCGACUAUAAAAGGAACAUGGCUUCUCAUCUCCUGCGAUUCGUCACGUACAUGUUCGUAGGACUCCUAAUAGCGUCGCCCUACGUGGACGUCGUUGGGGGAGCGAUGAAUCAGGACGGGAUCCAAAACAUGCAAGGUUUACUGUACCUGGUGGUCGUGGAGACCGUGUUCACGUUUAAUUACGCAGUUUUCUACACGUUCCCAGGAGAAAUGCCGCUGUUGCUGCGCGACAUCGCCGGCGGACUUUACGGUCCAGCGCCGUAUUACAUCAGCAAAGUUGUCGUUCUGAUACCUGGGGCUAUAAUGCAACCACUUCUGUACGCCGUUUUCAUAUUUAACAUCACUGGCCUGAAGGGAGGAUUCUUCGGGUUCGUGUACUUCGCACUGCCAGUAGUAGUAUCUGCCAUUACUGCGUCCGCUCUCGGUUUGUGCCUGUCGGCAUCGUUUAAAUCCGUGGACACCGCCUCCCUAUUCUCCGUGCCGGUGGACUUCCUUGGCCUGAUGUUCUGUGGGAUUUACCUGCAUCUUGGGGUGUCCCGGAAUUAGUGUAAGAAUCAAUGGAGAGCUGAGACGAUUCCGAACCGGAGUUUCCUUUGCAAAAAUGUCGGAUGGUGCCUCGUUUUUGAGUUAUUAACGAAAAACCGUCGACCAAUCACAGCGCCCGAGUACCGCGCAUUGAGCCGCGAGAGCACAGGCUCGAGCCAGGAUUGGUUGCCAGUCAGCUGAGUGUCCGCCAAUCCUGGCUCGAGCCUAUGCUCUCGCGACUGAGCGCGGGCUACACGGUCGCAAAGAAAAUAUAUUUCAUAGCUUUAAACCCUAAUGUAAUCGUAGAAUAUAUUUAUUGUAUAUUAUCCACUGCCAUCGUACAUCAUAAAAUCCGCGGUCUGUUC
This is a messenger RNA of Hylaeus anthracinus, 2682 nucleotides long. It is a transcript of the gene bw, whose product is annotated as protein scarlet-like. The transcript has 13 exons. Gene Ontology annotation, molecular function: ATP binding; ABC-type transporter activity; ATP hydrolysis activity. The record is from RefSeq and is a predicted model, not a curated record. Bases 686 to 2338 code for a protein of 550 amino acids. NCBI's taxonomy places the organism in Eukaryota, Metazoa, Arthropoda, Insecta, Hymenoptera, Colletidae. Gene Ontology annotation, cellular component: plasma membrane.